This is a messenger RNA of Eurypyga helias (sunbittern), 3135 nucleotides long. RefSeq names its product chromosome unknown open reading frame, human C15orf39 (gene PRMT2IP). NCBI's taxonomy places the organism in Eukaryota, Metazoa, Chordata, Aves, Eurypygiformes, Eurypygidae. The annotation marks the transcript as partial. The record is from RefSeq and is a predicted model, not a curated record. The transcript has 15 exons.
CCCAGUGCCCUGCCUGGCACCUACAAAGGCUUUGUGGGAAGCGGGGAGCCUUUCCUCACCUCUUACCUUAAGCCCCAAGCCCCAAGGAGCUACUUUCCCAGCCCCUUGGACACCUACAUGCCAAGGGCAGCUGGCACGCACCGGGCCGAAAGUCCCCGGCGGCGUGAGACGGCGAGACGCAACAGCGCUUUCCAACCUGUCUGUGCCCCAGAGAAGGUGUCCGGCGGCUCUGGUGGGACCGCGGAGACAACUCCCAAAGGAGAAGGGGGCUGGGUGAAGCCCAACCAAGGGGAGCAGGAGGCCCCUGACCCAGAGAAGAGGAGGGCCAGCCUGGCCCCCCAGGAGACCCGCAGCGGAGGACCCAUCAUUGUCACCUGCAAGGUCGAGGAUGCAGCCAAGGAUCUUGUCCCCCCUUCUCCUUCUGCCUCCUCCCCGGAGCGGCUGAAAGACCCGAGGGAUGGUGAGGGUUCUCCUUCCUCCCCACCCAUGCCGGUGAUCAACAAUGUCUUCAGCCUGGCACCUUACCGAGACUACCUGGAGGGGACUGAGAGCUCACCCCAGGUCCCCUUCUCCAGGCAGCAUCUGCAGGGUGACACUCCACCCCGAAUCACAGGGAGCAGCCGUGAGCCUGCUGCCCUCAGCACUACAGGCAGCAGCACGGUCCAGAGCCAAGGGGAAAGCUGUUAUGGAAAGGUCCCUGAAAAGCCAAAGCCUGUGCCCCAAGACUCAGGGUCUCAGGGGGGCAGCCCCAAUGAGGCAGGGAGCGGGAAGCCAGCCCCCAAAGAUGUCGUGUUGGACCUCAGCCUGAAGAAGAGACUGGUGAAAGCCAGGGAGACCCGGGUACCUGUCAGACUCAUGGAAGGGACACUGAAGGGGGAGAAUGCAGGGGAGAAGAAAGAGGGUCCAGGGGGGAAGGUGAGGGUGGGAGAGGGGCCCAAGCCCCAGGCACUGCCCUUGCUGCUUGAGGUGGCUUCUGGGGACAAGAGCAACUUCCAAAGCUCGGCCACCUUCAUGUUCAAAAAAUACAAGAUCCUGCGCUCCCUCCUACCAAGCACCGUGCCCCCCCAGCAGACUGGGGCUCGCCUGGACCCACAGCAGCCCCCCCUGCCUGAAACACCCCGCGCAGCGGGCGAGGACGUCUCGCUGCCCAGGCAGUGCGAGGCCCCUGCCCCGCAGACCUCCGCUGGACAGUAUUUCACCACCCUGCAUACCUCGCUCUGCGACCUUAUUUCGUGCUCGGUGUCCAGGUCCUCCCCGGAGCUCCUGCAGGAGUGGUUGAAGAAGGCAAAGCCGACCACGGAGCUUGGGGAGAUGCCCAAAUCCCCUCCUAAGCCCAAGAAUGGCUCCAAGAUCCCCGAACCUCAGAAGCCCACCAAGGGCAAGGAGAUCUGGCUGGCUUUCCAGGAUGUGGCCACUCUCCUCACCAACCUGCUGUCUCAGCUGGAGACCUUCAUGUUCGCUCGCAAGUGUCCUUUCCCUCACGUAGUCCGGGCAGGGGCCAUCUUCAUCCCCAUCCAUGUGGUGAAGGAGAAGCUCUUCCCCAAGCUCCCCGGGGCCUCCGUUGACCAAGUGCUGCAGGAGCACAAGGUGGAACUUCGCCCCACCACCCUCUCCGAAGAGAGGCACUUGAGGGAACUGGAGCUGAAGAGCUGCACCUCACGCAUGCUGAAGCUCCUGGCGCUCAAACAGCUCCCCGACAUCUAUCCGGACCUCUGGGUUUUCCCCAUGGCCUCUCCCAGGCAGAGCCAAGGGGUGGGACCACCAGACCCUAUGGAUGUUGCUGCCCCACAGCUGAAAAUUAUGAUCUGUGGUGAGAGGGAAGAAGCCCUGGCUGUGGCCACAGGUCCUGUUGCCCAUGUGGGUGCUGCUGCCAGUGGGCUGCAGUGCAGAGCCUUCCUGGUGCUGGCUAUCUGCCUGGCCACCACCAUUCUCCCGUACAGCCUGGGGACUCUGGCUCUUCUGCCCUGGGCCCCGCCAGGCUCCCUGCAUGCUCCCCUUUCUCCUCUGGACUCACCAGCCUCCCAGGAAGGGAUAGGUGACAAUUUGGUGGCAACACAUGGGGACCCACUCAACAAACCAGCAAUGCAGCAGUGUGGGAAGGUGCUGAUGGGCUCUGUGGGUGCUCCAGGCUGCUUCCCAGGGGCUGAAGAAGACAUGACCCCUGCUGCAGAAGAGGCCUUCACUCCAGCUGAGCUGAUGACAACGGACAAACUUGGGUCCCCAGGGGUGAAGCACGUGCUGCCCUUGCAGUUCCGGCUGUUGGGUAUUGCUUACACCGAGGCUCUGAGUAGCAAGUCCUCAAGCAGCUACAGGGAGCUGGAGGAAGAAGUGAUGCUGAUGCUAAACCAAAUGCUGUCCACCUAUGAGGCCUUUCUGCAGGCAAACGUCCUCGAGUUCAUGAAUGGCUCGGUGGUUGUGCGAGGGGAGGCUCUGUUCCGGGGGAAUGCUGCUGCUCCCACCAACUCCCACCUCAUCCGGACGAUCAUCACAGAGGCGAGCAAGGGAAGGAGCAUCUUUAGCUGGCAACUGGAGCCACAGUCUGUCCAAUCCAGUGGUUUCAGCCUGGAGAACCUGGACCCAGAGAAGCUGUCCAUCUCUCUCACCAUGCUCCAGCUUGGGAGGAACAGGACAGACAGUGUGGAGAGGCUGAGCAGUGAGGUGGUUCAGUCUCUCAGUGCCCUCUACCAUGUGAGGAACUUCACUGUUUCCCAGCUCAGAAACCACAGUGGGAACCUGGAGAUCACUGGAGACAUCUAUCUCGACACAAUUGUCCAUGUGGAUGUUGCAGGAGUUCUUCAAGCCUUGACAGCUCUUGCCACCUGCUCUGUGGACCUGACCUCCCUCUUGGUGGAAGGAGCCAGGCUUCCCCUGCAGGUUUACCCAGUCUCCUUCCUCAUCACCAACAGGCACUUCAGCAAUGACCUUCUGGAUCCACUGGCUGUAGAGCACCAGGAGCUCACCAGAGACCUUGGUGAUGCGGAUGCUCUGGAGCCCCCCGUGUCAGAACCAGGCCUUCCUGAGUACAGCGUGGUCAUCAUGGUCAUGUGUGGCCUCUGCAUCAUUACUGCUCCCAUCAUCUUGCUGGUGGGCCCUGAGGAUGCUCAUAUGCACUGGCAAAAUGAGACUGCCCAAUGA